AACGAGCAACAAUUACAAUUUCAGCAUCUGCGAUCUUUUCGAAUUGUUAUGUAUUUUGAAUUAAUUAAUUGACCUUCCUAUGGUAUAAAAUAACAUGCAAUUCUUUGACAGUGUGUAACAGUUUUAUUAAUCUAUAUUUUUGUGUUCCAGAACUCCAAAGCGAAAGAGGUGUAUUCUACGAAUUCGAUUAAAUUCCGGCUUUCUGAUCAAGAUUUGAUUGAACUACGUUAACCCCUUGAUUAUCAGGAAGCACUUUACUGCCACACCGAUUCGCUGCCAAGCGCCACUUUGCUGCCAUGUCGGUUUGCUGCCAGCCAUCCUGUGGGGCAUUGGUAGACAGAUAUGUCGAAUGUGAGAGGAGCAUCAUAUUUAUGGACAUGAUACUACAAGAUAUUACAGUUUAUAGACAUAUCCUCUACAAUGCAGACAAUUUUGCUUCUCAGUUCUACAUAAAGCUGGCAGUGUCCCUAAUGCUGAGUGAAGGAUAUGUUCGGUGGAGUAACCUCGCCCAGAAUCUUGCUGCUGGAAAGGGAAUUAUGAACAAUGAGGUUUAUAUGUAUAUCAUGUGCUUCAUGGCAUUUGUGGAACUUGGGAUGUUUGGCAUGGUAAUUUUGGGAUACUCCUAUGUUAAGCAUUCUCACAAAAAGAAGCUACCAGUCUUCAAUGCUGUUCUCCUUGGUCAGUGUGGACGACUAGCAAACUUAGCAGCCAUUAUCUGGUACCCAGGGUUCAGCACAACAUUUCAAGUGUUAAUGCUUGUUUUUGUGUUUGUAUCAUCUGUGCAAAGCACUAGAGCUGCAUUACAUUUAGGGAAAAUAGAAAGUUUGCUCCUACUGACUGUGGCAUUUUCUAGCAGUAUGUUUUCAUGUCAUAAAUUACAGCCAAUUUUGCUUGACAGCUACCAUUCUUAUGUCCAUAGCCAUGUGUACACUAAACAACCUUUUGUACUAUGAAAGCUUGAUUAAUAAACAAUGUUAUACAAUUCUUGAAUUGAGAAAAGGUAACAUGCAA
This is a messenger RNA of Penaeus chinensis, 1011 nucleotides long. RefSeq names its product protein ARV 2-like (gene Arv1). The coding region runs from base 297 to 953 and encodes 218 amino acids. NCBI's taxonomy places the organism in Eukaryota, Metazoa, Arthropoda, Malacostraca, Decapoda, Penaeidae. The transcript has 6 exons. Gene Ontology annotation, biological process: sterol metabolic process; intracellular sterol transport; regulation of plasma membrane sterol distribution. Gene Ontology annotation, cellular component: cortical endoplasmic reticulum; Golgi apparatus. The record is from RefSeq and is a predicted model, not a curated record.